Messenger RNA from Drosophila ficusphila, 2209 nucleotides. RefSeq names its product augmin complex subunit dgt5 (gene dgt5). The record is from RefSeq and is a predicted model, not a curated record. Lineage: Eukaryota; Metazoa; Arthropoda; Insecta; Diptera; Drosophilidae. The transcript has 5 exons. The coding region runs from base 52 to 2106 and encodes 684 amino acids.
CCGGUUUAAACAACUGCGCCCUUUUGCGAAAAAAAUAAUUUAUUGCAAAUCAUGGCUUACCAGGAGAAAAUAGCAGAAUUUAAGAACUGGGCCACCGGCCUGGGAUGCCCGCCCACUGCUCUACCCGCCGAUGAUGCGCUGCGAAGGAUAUUUAAGUCCGGCUCUAGUUCGCUUCUGGAACAACUACAAUCCCGCAUCCAACCGGUGGAAUACGUACGCGAGGUGCGCGAGAACCUAUUAAUUGCCCAAGUGACCCGUCACAAGGACAAAAUGGUGCCACUCGCAUCCCGGAGUUUUCAGCCACCGGAACUGCAGUGCUACCAAACGAUCCAGGAGCUGAAGAAGAAAAAGGAGAAGGCGGGUCAACAAUUGGCUGAGUUCAGAAAUGAGUUCCAGAAGCUAUCCGCCAGCAUCAAAACCAAAAACAUUCAAACCAUCAGUGCCGAAAACCGAAAGCAACUGCUCGAAUCGAAAUGCAAUAUUCUAGAGCUAAAGCUGGAAUCCCUUAACAAGAACUACGAUCAAGAGCUGAAGAACAAAGCGCAGAUCUUGGCCACCACACCUGUAAAGCUUAGUGCUAAGAAUGCUAGUGAGGCGCAGGCCACGCGGGCUGUAGAGCAGGCUCUUAAGCAGCUGGAGGCCUUCUACGGAAUGUGUGAUGAGGGCAAUGCAAUUCACAGCCUGGCGGAUGCAAAGCAGCGCCUGUGGGAUGAAAUGCGGAGUACCUUUGCUGAUAUCCCCAACGCCCUGCUUUUUAACGUAAUUAUGAAGAUCAAGGAAGAGCAGCUUCAGCACAUAAUGCACUUGAACGAAACCAGAGGCAAUUGCACCACGGCCAAACCACCACUUAAUAACUACGAGGUAAAGCUGUUAAAGACCAAGGCCGAUAUGCUUGGUAUGGCGGCCAAAUUCUUUGGAGCCCAAAAGGAGCUUGAACAGAAGGAGGAACGCUUCUGUCAGGACUACAGCGUGUUCGUGGACAAGAUGCAAACGAAGGUUUACAGCUUCAACGGCAUCAGCUUGGAGGACGAAGAGAGCGCGGACGAGCUGAUCAGCGACUAUCUUGUCCAGUACAACAUGCGCAAUUUCAAUCGUGCUCAGAACGAUUUCCUACGCGAGCAGAUUGAGCUACUGCGUGUCGAGUUGGAGGCUGGUGCGAAGCAACUGGAGAACCACGAUUUAAAACUGGGCUCUGUGAAGCAGGUGUAUGGCGACAUCAACGCUAGCAUCAAUCGCAUCCAGCAGGAUAUGGUUCAGCUGUCCCAGAUCAAGGAAAAGGUACUAUUUUCGCGAAACAUGAUGAAGAAUCUGCUGGACGACAUGCAGGCGGCCACACAGAAGCAGAACGCAAAGUCCCAGCUGAUGAGCACCAAGCUGAAGGUCAGCAACAUGUCCAUGCUUGGGGCGGAAAGCUUCUGCUUGGCCAACGAUAGUGUGUUUUCGAGCACAAAGGUUGAGUUCGAUGGAAACUGUAGCGCCAUGAACUCCACGAUGCGUCGAAGCUUCGAUAACAAAACUCUGAUGCCGGGAGGGGUAGGCUCUAAUACUAUGGUUGCUUCUGGAUCCACUGUACCCGCGCACUUACUGGAACUGAAUACCUUUGUAGAAAUACCACUGGAGAAGCUGAGCUGCAUGCCGCGCUCCUGCUCCUUCCUGUUGUCGGCCAAUCCGCUCAUCGUCGAGGCGCAGGAGCUGGCCUCCACCGUUCAACUGGCGCCCGGCUAUUUGCUAACACCCUUCGGCGCUCUGCAGGAAGUCCGUAAACGCAUUUUGUGGGCGUCAGCAAUUGCCGCACACACGUCUGACUUGAAAUUAAAUUUGCAGCCGUUAAUUGUUGACCCGCACGAUUUGAGGCUGAAGGCCAAUCGACAGCACGAGGAAAUUGACCAAUUGCUGGACAACCUUAUGGCCAUCGGCGUGAAGACUCAGUUGCAACUGGAAAAGGCCGAGCGCAUCUACCACUUCCUGCUCGAGAAUCCUUUGCGUCGCUACGUUCCCCCUAGUAGACGAUACAAUAAUGGAAGCUUUGCGGACUACGAGUCAGAGUUCAAUCUCUACUAUCGCAUGGCCACGAACGGAGGUUCAAUCAGGGCACCACCUAAUUAACAACCAGCCCAAUCGCUCUGUUAUUUGUAUUAUGAAUACUUUAUCGUUCUCAUUUACACAUUUUUUAAACUAAAUGAAACCCAACCCUUGUUGAAAACUAAAA